Molecule: messenger RNA, 1917 nt
Organism: Tilletiaria anomala UBC 951
Lineage: Eukaryota; Fungi; Basidiomycota; Exobasidiomycetes; Georgefischeriales; Tilletiariaceae
Product: putative ATP-dependent RNA helicase DHH1
Exons: 5
Coding region: 394-1917 (507 amino acids)
Biological process (GO): cytoplasmic stress granule assembly; P-body assembly
Cellular component (GO): P-body; cytoplasmic stress granule
Molecular function (GO): ATP binding; mRNA binding
Source: RefSeq, a predicted model, not a curated record
CCCUCAUCAGAUGUGUCUCGUUCCUUCUCCCACAUGCUCUCACCGAGCUCGCUCCUCAAACCAUCUCUAUACUUGAGAGCAUGGCCUACAACGUGAAAGUUUAGUAGCGACGACAGUUCUUCAUGCAACGUACAAGCUAGUUGAGAGCGCAGCAUAGCACAUCUCGAAAGUUGUGUGCUUGAUUGCGGUUCGCUCUUCUCAUCUAACGUUCCAACAUCGACAUUCGACGCCGCCCAAAGGCCCAACCAGGGACGUCCCUGCCCAUCCGCUCGCACCGCAUCCACUCACUCGAAUCGGCUCACAGAAGUAACAGAGUUGCAGUGAGAAGCGAAAGACCAUCGUCAGCCAUACCAGAGAGCCACGUCAGUGGUCGCAAACCUUCAAUUCGCAAAGAUGGCGACAGCGGGGCCAGCAGCUGGCCAGUCCGAGGCCCAGUGGAAACAGCAGGUGAUGGCCACCGCACCCAAAGAUGACCGGCCACAGACAGAGGAUGUGACCAACACGCAAGGCCACGACUGGGAAGACUACUAUCUCAAGCGCGAGCUCCUUAUGGGCAUAUUUGAAGCAGGGUUUCCGGUCCAAGAAGCGAGCAUCCCGAUCGCUCUGACUGGCAGAGAUAUUCUAGCGCGAGCAAAGAAUGGCACGGGCAAAACAGCAAGCUACAUCAUUCCAACCCUAGAGCGUUUGAACCCCAAGAAGAACAAGAUCCAGGCCAUUCUACUUGUUCCAACACGAGAGCUGGCGCUGCAGACGAGUCAAGUCUGCAAAACUCUGGGAAAGCACACCGGCGUCGAAGUCAUGGUCACCACCGGGGGCACUACGUUGAAGGACGACAUUUUGCGGCUCAGCCAGACUGUACACGUGCUCGUUGGAACACCAGGGAGAAUUCUUGAUUUGGCCGGAAAGGGUGUCACAGAUCUUUCGCAAUGCACCACUUUUGUCAUGGACGAGGCAGACAAACUGCUAUCCCCCGAAUUCACUCCAGUCAUGGAACAAUUGCUCGCCCUAUUACCCAAAGAGCGCCAGGUCAUGCUUUUCUCCGCCACAUUUCCUCUGAUAGUUAAGGACUUCAAGGACAAGCACAUGGUCAAUCCAUACGAGAUCAAUCUUAUGGACGAGCUCACGCUGCGCGGUGUCACACAAUACUACGCAUUUGUCGAGGAACGGCAAAAGGUACACUGCUUGAACACCCUUUUUUCUCGUCUGCAAAUCAACCAAUCCAUCAUCUUCUGCAACUCAACCAACCGAGUCGAGCUGCUUGCCAAGAAGAUCACCGAUCUUGGCUACUCGUGCUUCUACUCGCACGCAAAGAUGCUCCAGUCGCAUCGCAAUCGCGUCUUUCAUGACUUCCGCAACGGCGCGUGCCGCAACUUGGUCUGCUCUGAUCUCCUCACGAGAGGUAUCGACAUCCAAGCCGUUAACGUCGUCAUCAAUUUUGACUUCCCCAAGAACGCAGAGACCUACCUGCAUCGUAUCGGCCGGUCCGGUCGGUUUGGCCACCUGGGUCUCGCGAUUAACUUGAUUACCUAUGAAGACCGCUUCAACCUUUACCGUAUCGAGCAGGAGCUCGGCACGGAGAUCCAGCCGAUCCCGAGUACGAUUGACAAAAAGCUCUACGUCGCCCCAUCGCUCAUCCACGAGAACGGCGGCCAAACUCCUGCGAAUGGCACUGCGCCGUCCCAUCUGCAAGCCGGCCGACCCGUGAUUCCAGCGACGCAAGCAGCCAUGCACGCGAAUGCUAUCCCACAAUCGCAGAACUUUACAGAGACGGUGUCCCACAGGCGAGGAGGCGACGGAGGUGGCAGAGGAGGGUACCGUGGGCGCGGACGAGGUGGGGGCCGAGGAGGCGGGGGAGGCGAAAGGAGGGGUGCGGGCGCUGGGAAUGGCGCGGGCGUUCCGGCUGCUGCACGGUCGUAA